This is a messenger RNA of Aplosporella prunicola CBS 121167, 1390 nucleotides long. RefSeq lists its product as uncharacterized. The record is from RefSeq and is a predicted model, not a curated record. Bases 52 to 1272 code for a protein of 406 amino acids. Gene Ontology annotation, cellular component: cytoplasm. NCBI's taxonomy places the organism in Eukaryota, Fungi, Ascomycota, Dothideomycetes, Botryosphaeriales, Aplosporellaceae. Gene Ontology annotation, biological process: RNA surveillance; nonfunctional rRNA decay; nuclear-transcribed mRNA catabolic process, non-stop decay. The transcript is spliced from 2 exons.
CUCCAAACCACCAAUUCUCUCCCACAACCACCUACACCACCACAGCCAACCAUGCGUCUAAUCAAGCAAUCCAUAGACCGGCGCACCGGUGCCGGCACCGCGACCCUGCUCCCGGAAGAGCCCGAAGACAUGUGGCACGCCUACAACCUGAUCCGGCCACACGACGUGCUGCGGGCGAGCGCCGUGCGCAAAGUGACGACAGCCUCAGCGACAGGCGCGACGUCGUCGAAGCGCGUGCACACGACCCUCUCGAUCCGCGUCACGGGCAGCGACUUCGACGCCGCCGGCGGCCAGCUGCAUGUCAUGGGGCAGGUGGCGGCGGAGAACGAGUUCGUGGGGCUGGGCCAGGCGCACACGCUCGACCUGGAGCUGCAGCGCAACUUCACGCUCGAAAAGGCCGACGGCUGGGACAGCAUUGCUAUCGACAUGCUCAAGGAGGCGACGGAUCCCACCAAGCGCGCUGAGACGUGGGCUGUCGUUAUGCAGGAGGGCUUGGCCAAUAUCUGCCUUAUUACCGAGCAUCAAACGAUUCUGCGCCAGCGCGUCGAGGUCGCCAUCCCCAGGAAACGGCGCGGCGGGACCAGCGACCACGAGAAGGCCCUCGAACGCUACUUCUCCACCGUGCUCAGCACGCUGCUACGCCAACUCGACCUGAGCGCACAAAAGCCGCUCCUGCUCGCAUCCCCCGGCUUCACCGCUAGCAGCUUCCAGUCGUACAUCAAAGCGCACGCGCUCAGCAGCGGCAACAAGCCGCUGCAAGCGCUGGUGCCAUCCAUCCUGAUCGCGCACUCCUCCUCGGGCCACGUGCACGCGCUCGCCGAAGUGCUCAAGUCCCCCGCCGUGCUCGCGCGCCUCAGCGACACGAAAUACGCGCGCGAAACGCAGCUGAUGGACAAGUUCAUGGCGUUGCUGCGAGCGGACGACGGGCGCGCGUGGUACGGGCCGCGCGAGGUCGAGCGCGCGGUCGAGAAGGGCGCCGUCGGCCGCGGCGGCGGCGUCCUGCUUAUCUCGAACGCGCUGUUCCGCUCGCAAGACGUGGGCGUGCGCCGAAGAUGGGUGAAGCUUGUGGACCGUGUCAGAGAGGUCGAGGGCGGCGAGGUUAGAGUCCUGAGCUCGGCGCAUGAGAGCGGCAAGCGCCUCGAGGGCUUGGGCGAUAUUGCGGCUAUUCUGACGUUUCCGAUUGAGGAGCUGGGCGAUGAGGUGGACGAGGAGGUGGAGCGCGAGGAGAGGGAGGGGAGGGCGCCGCUGGAGGUGGAGCCGACGCUGUUAUGAGUCUGCGAUUCUAUUUCCUGAAAAGCAUUAUUCCCACGACGCAUUAUUCCCACACCGUACCUCUUCCCCAUCUCUCUCAUCUGUCUUUCUCCCUCCCUCAGACCAGGAGCAUACAUGC